Messenger RNA from Ictalurus furcatus (blue catfish), 2406 nucleotides. RefSeq names its product WAP, follistatin/kazal, immunoglobulin, kunitz and netrin domain containing 1 (gene wfikkn1). Lineage: Eukaryota; Metazoa; Chordata; Actinopteri; Siluriformes; Ictaluridae. Gene Ontology annotation, molecular function: serine-type endopeptidase inhibitor activity; protein binding. The coding region runs from base 458 to 2002 and encodes 514 amino acids. The transcript has 3 exons. The record is from RefSeq and is a predicted model, not a curated record.
CACACACACGCACGCACGCGUGACCGCGCGUGUGUGUGUGACCGUCGGAUGUAGCUCUGUUUGUUGUAGCACGUGCGCGAGUUUUGGGAUUAACCAAUGCGGAAGUGAAAUCUGUUUCAAUUCGUUUAUUUGUUUUUCUUUUGUGAUGACGUGUGUGAGCAGUUGCGCGCUCGUGCGUGUUUGGCGCUUCCUCCUCCUCCUCCUCCUCUUCCCUGUGUUAGGGCUUGCGGCCGGCGGCGCGGAGCAUGUUGGGGUCUGUCCCAACUUUCUGAACCCUCACCUGUGGGUGGACGCGCAGAGCACGUGCGAGAGGGAGUGCAACACCGACCAGAUAAAAUGGCAGCAACCUUGGCAGGUGACUUAGCAGAUGUAUAAGUUACUGUAUCAUCAGCAUGAAGCUGACAUUCAACAUCUGGACAACAACAUGGAAAAUCAUUUAUAAACAAACUAAAAAGCAAUGGGCCUAAGAUUGAACCUUGAGGACUGUGCUAUCUUUGAAAAAUGUUGCACGAAUGUGUGUGGUCUGCUCAGCUGUGUGGCGGCUCGUUUCUCAGAUGAUUCGUUCCCACCCCUUGCUGCUACUGAUGGCCAACCAGGUACAAAUGUGUCCUCUGUGGGUGGGGCCAGCUGCGAUGACUUUGUGUGCAGCCAGCAGGGGGCGGAGUGUGUGAUGUGGGCGGGUCAGCCAGUGUGUAAGUGUCAGGAUCGCUGUGAGAGCGAGCCCAGCUUCACCUGUGCCUCUGACGGCUUGACGUACUUCAACCGGUGUUACAUGGAUGCUGAGGCAUGUGUUCAGGGCGUGACACUCACUGUGGUCACAUGCCGAUAUCACCUGUAUGCAAGCCCCACCCCAUCAGACACCACAGUCCCACCCACGCCCACUUCCUCUGCCCCUUUUCCUCCUACUCUCUACUCCAACCCCCAGCACCGGAUUGUUUACCUGGGUGGAACUGUUAGCUUUCGCUGCGAUGUGAUUGGACAGCCAAAGCCUGAUGUCACGUGGGAAAAGCAAUCAGAGCAUCAGAUCAUGCGGCCAGAUCAGAUGUAUGGUAAUGUUGUAAUCACCAACAUCGGACAGCUCGUAGUGUACAAUGCUCAGGUGUUUGACACGGGAAUCUACACCUGUGUUGCACGCAAUUCAUUCGGAGUUCUGCGUGCUGAUUACCCUCUUUCAGUCAUUCGGCGUGAUGAACGUGAUGUCUUUGAAGACUCUGAAGCGAGAACGGAUAUUCCUGAGCAGCUGUUUUCUCCGUCUGACUGUUUGGUGAGUGUAGAACGUGGAGAGUGUGGUGAGAGCCAUGUGGACUGGCAUUACGAUGCCGUGGUUGGCUCCUGCCAGCCCUUCACACACGGAGGGUGUCUACGAGGGAAGAACAGAUUUGAGACGUACGAGGACUGUCGGACAUCCUGUGAGCGUGAGGAGAUGGCUGUGUGCAACCUUCCAGCCGUCCAAGGCCCCUGCAGGAACUGGGAGCCCCGUUGGGCUUACAAUGCCGUCACCAAGCUAUGCCAGGCCUUUGUCUAUGGAGGUUGCCGUGGGAACAGCAACAACUUUCGGUCCAGGACAGAGUGCCAGGCGAGCUGCCCACAUCAGAGGUCACGACCAUGUAGGAGCUGCAGGCCGAAGGGCAGGUUGGUGCCGAGUCUGUGCCGCAGCGACUUUGUCAUCGUUGGCCGUCUCACAGAGCUGAUCGAGGACCUGAACUCGGGAAUUGCACGCUUUAGCCUGGAGCAGGUACUAUGGGAUGAGAAGAUGGGUCUGAAGCUGUUCAAGGCCCGAUAUCUGGAGGUCACACUGGUCCGCAUGGACUGGAGCUGCCCAUGUCCCAACAUCACCAUGCAGGAAGAGAGCCCCCUGCUGGUGAUGGGGGAAGUGCAGGAAGGCAUGGCCAUGGUGCUGCCUGACAGCUAUGUGAGACCCAUGUCGGACCGCAGGGUGAAGAAAAUCCAGGAUGUUCUGGCCAAGAAGACUUGUGAGAUGCUGCAGAGGUUUCAGGACUGAGCCUGUGUGUGCUAACUUUCUUAAACCCUUCACUGGAUCUUUACAUUUGCUGAUAUUGCAUUUCUAAAACAUCACACUAAGCUUUAUGGAGUAAUGACUAUGUAACUGAAACAUUAUUCCAACUGAUCUGCCUCCUGUGUUGUUCAGGUGUUCAUCUUAAUCUUUUAUGAAUAGUCUGUCUUUCUCUGUGAAGGACAAUAUGGAGGAUGUCUGGCUUAAAAAAUAACUGUACAGAUUUUAAUCUUCUUAUCUUGGGGCUACAUAGGCAGCCAGAUACCAAGUGAUUUGUUCUGGAGGUGUGUUAUGCAUUAUAAUGUACAUAAUAUGUUUCUCUGAUUCUCUCAGCUUUAUAUAUGUCUUUAAGUUGACUUCAAUUCUUCAUUACAAUAAAAACAGUAACAUAA